This is a messenger RNA of Microplitis mediator, 6289 nucleotides long. RefSeq lists its product as uncharacterized. NCBI's taxonomy places the organism in Eukaryota, Metazoa, Arthropoda, Insecta, Hymenoptera, Braconidae. Gene Ontology annotation, biological process: positive regulation of Rho protein signal transduction. The record is from RefSeq and is a predicted model, not a curated record. Bases 542 to 5821 code for a protein of 1759 amino acids. Gene Ontology annotation, molecular function: guanyl-nucleotide exchange factor activity. The transcript has 13 exons.
UCGACAGCGCUCGACUCGGAUGGUUCUCGAUAUCUCGUACCCCAGGGUACUGACUUAAUUUUUUUAAAUUUAAACUAAAAAAAACCGAAAAUUUUUAAAAAAUAAUUCCGUGCCACGAUUUUUCAACUCCGAAUAAAAUAAAAAAAACAAACCGAUUGCAAUAAGAAAAAGUACACUGUGCAAUUGUGAAAGGUGUAAGGAGUGCUUGUGAUUUAUAAAAGAAUCUAAUUAUAUAAUACAAUGUGAUGAUUUAAAAUUAUCUAUAAUUUAUAUAUUAUUAUUAUAUAAAUAAUAAAUUUUAAAUAAUUUAUAGUAAAUAAAUAUAAAAGUGUCAAGUGAAAUUCUGGAUACUUCUGAUGGAGUAGAAAGUCCGAUAAAGUUGCCAUGAGGAUGAACAUCGUAACUUGUUUAUGUGCGCAACCAUCACCAGGCAAAUGUUUUGAAUUAUAUGCUUAUGACGGAAGAAUAAUUACCAGUAAUGAAAUAGUAGCUGUAAUAGAAGAUAAAAAUAUAAGUUGUAAUAAUAAAAGAGUAGACGGGAAUGACCAUGACGAGUGUGGCUGUUGGGCCGGCUAGCCUCGGAGCGCCCUCAGCGAUGCUCGGCCCCAAGAGAUAUCUUCAGCAGGGCAACACUUCUAAUCCAUCAUCACCCACACCUAAUAAAGGCUACGAGACACUGAGCAAGGGCAAGAAGUCGUGGAGCGUAAGGUUGGGUCUGUCACGGCAAAGUCAGCCGUCCGAUGAAACGACAAGUGGUUGGAGCACGAUAAGCGGUGGCAGUGCCCUGUCCCGUCAAAUGCUCUACGGCGAGCCAUGGCUCUACGGCACAGUGAGAUCUUCACGCUCUAGCUUGGAACCCCGGGGUUUUCUGACCCCGCCUCCCCCACCACCUGGCGCUCCGAUCCUCGUAGUCUGUUCUUGUCCCGAGUUCCUCAGCGGGACUACAAGGAAGCUGGGAAAUUGCCGUAAGUGCGGAGGUCAUCGGCUCGCUGGGAUUCCUCUGGGAGGAACGUGCAGGAUUCCUGCCAGCUCUGUUCGCACCAGACCCAGUCUUGCUGGAGUAUUGAGACCAUCAGUCGAUGACCCCUACGAUGUUAUGCGAAGAAGUCGUUUAGUAGAGCCACGGUCACGUGCCAGAAGUAUAUCUCCGCACCGUCAAUCAAAUCAACGUGACCAACGGAGUCAGAGUGUGAUCCGUAACACAAAAGAACGUAAAAUUAGCAACGCAAGUACCACAGCUGUUUCGCGUACAGAGUGGUUUGAUACCGAAGUAAAUUACGCUGAUGAAUUCACAAGAAAAUCUCCCGCAGACGAUUGGGGUAAAGAAAAUUCCGCGAAUUCCAAUAGUCCCUCAAUAACAGCAACUCCACUAUCCACAUCGACGUCAUCACCGACAUCGACAUCGACAUUUACUUCAGCAACUAGACUAUCAAAGGGAAAAAACAAAUGGCAAGAGCCGCUAGCGCGAACUAAUGGACGCGAAACAGAAGAUGUCAGUGUUAGCGUAUCAUCGACACUCGACUCGCGUAAAAGUAUUCUCGAGUGUAAUGUUAAUCCGUACUUACUGGUAAAGAAAAACUUAACGACCAAGGAUGAGGAUGAUUUGAGUGAUGAUCUGUCCGAUAAUGCCCUCGAAUUAGACGAUAUAUCAUCUUCCAGUUUGUUCGAUCCAUCAAAAGUCAAAUCAAUCGAACGCUUACCCAACCGCGGAGCCGUCGCGGCCAUCGGUGGGCAACGCAUACGCGUUUUUAAUGAAGUACGCGAGCUGAUAUCCGACGAUGACGACAAUAUUCCCUCGAUUCAACCGGUCACGCGCAUUCCCAUCCCUAAAGUUUCGCCCAAAAGACCACCGCGAAGACCCAAAGAAACAAAGUCCGUCUUAAAAAGUAUUCUCAAACGCGGGAAAUCUUCAGGAGCUUCGACUAAUUCGACAGAUGGCAUACGUAAAAAUGUACUUUUUAAUGUUAAUAAUAUUAUAUUCGCACCAGAAAAAUCUAAUGAUAGAAGAAUCAGUAAAAAUUCUUUGCAUAAUAACGUUAAUAUUAAUAAUAAUAUUAAUAAUAAUAAUAAUAUUAAUACUAAUAAUAAUAAUAGUAAUUGUAAUGUUAAUCUCAAUGGUAAUUGUAAAGAAGAUGACUUAGAGAAACCAAUAAUACCAGAAGAGGUAAAAGAACGCCCUAAAUUUAUAACAAUUCCAAAUAUAAAAGAACCAAAACGUCAGGAAAAAUUAAUGCCGAGUGAUAAAUUGAGUCCGUAUUCGGGGGUUGACAAGAAUGUCCAAGAAAAUAAAAUAAUACCGGAAAUAAAGACGACAUUUCAAGACAGAAAGGUUACUAAGAGACCGGAAGUACCGGCAAGAAACAAAAAGAUCGGUGAUAAUAAAAUUAUUAGUAACGACAGUAAAAAAGAAGGGAGAGACUGCGAGAAAAAUGCGGAACAAGAUGGCGGGUUUUUGUCUAUAAUGGAUGCGACGAUUCCAAAGAUUGAAGUACGGCCAGAAGAUGACACUAACCUGGAAAUUGAAAUCGAAGAGCUCAAGGAUCGACUGACCGAUAUUGAGACUGAUGACAAGGAUUUGCUGCUCAAGGCUGAUGAUAAAAAUCCACGUCUGUGUUUAACAAGGAGCCAGAGUGACAGAUCAAUAGCAAAACCAGAUAUGUCAGCAACAAGCAUCCAAUACUUAGAUACAAUGCGUUUAAGUCUCCGUCGUCCUUCGGACAAAGAAGAGACUAAAGAAAUCCAACAAGACACUGAAUACAAUCCGAGCGAAAACUUAUCACCCACGUCUACGAUUCCAUCGAUAAAAAUAACAAACGCAGACUCUGACGAUAAAUUGAAUGGUUCAGUGACAAGUAUGCGUGAAAUUAAAAAAGAAAUACCAGCCCGUCCUUCAGAAUUGGCUGAGAAAGAAGCAGAACCUCCUCCAUCUUCCAUUAUAUCGUCUCCAUUAAAUCCUUCAAUCGAACAGUUUAAGCGAAUGCGUCCGACUUCAUGGUCACCGCCGCCUGGAAAACUAAAACAUACCGCUCGUGAACGUGUGAGCGACCCUGGACCUUUCAACCACAUAAUUGUAAUGCCAGAGAAUAAACCGAAUCACAGUAUCCAGACAUCUUGGUCUCCAAUCGGCAGUCCGUGUUCCAAGAUCGAAAUUUCAUCAAAACCGGAAAUAAAUAUUUGCAAAAUAACCGUGUCUCCGAAAUCAACGGGAACUCCUUUAGUGCAUCGUCUUCAAGUGGGCGGUGAGUUCCCUAAAGGGUCACGACGUACUUCGAUUCUUAUAAAUGGAGACCAGUCUCCUGAACCGGAACCAAAUGUUACUGACAACAAAGUAACCAUCAGUGUAGGGGGCGAAGACAGUGUUUGUAAUCCGACGGUUAUUUCUGUAAACUCAACGAGUCCGCCAAAGAUUCAAAGCUCGACGGAAAAUAGAACCCUUGUUAUUUUGGAUAAUUAUCAGUCGAAUAUUGUUUUGGAAUCGGCUAAAGAUAAAGCGAAAGAUGACAUCAAGAUGGCGGACAAGAAGAAUGAAAAGAAAAUGGAGGACAACCAGGAGUGUUCGUUGAGAGAAGAGAAACCUCGAUGGUCAGCAUUGUCCAAGGAGUCGCUGAUAUCGAAACUGCUUGAAGAUUCACUACGGAAAGCGCGGGAAAACGGGGAAAUUCUUGACGAAAGUAGCGGUGAAGCUAUUUUGAGAAUUCUUAAGCAAAGUUUGUUGAAAACUAAAGAAUACGAGAGUUCAGAGUCGACAUUAGAAGCCGAACAAACUUUCUCACGGUCACCGAGUUUGCAUUCAGAUGUUGACUUUUCGGUCACCACUAAUCUGUUCUUGGAAGAAAAUCCUUACGAAGUUAUUAAGGAACCGAUUUAUGAGGAAAUUCCGGACGAACCACCGCCACUGCCAUUGAGCCCACCGCCGACUGAGGAUUACAUUAAAGGACGCAUUUAUUUUCCGGAAGAGUACAAGGAGAGUUAUUACAAAAAAGUCAAUGCUGGACAGUAUUUAGGCUCCUAUUUGACGGAUGACGUUUUCAAAAAAUCUGAGGAUGGAGACUACUUGUCCAAAAGUCCGCAAGAGUUUUUUAAUAAGCCCGCGUCGACGGCGGAUGGAAAGCUGACCAAGAAAUUCGAGUUACUGAAUUUUCUGAUGGACAAGGAACGGCCGGUUGUUGAGGUCGAAGAAGAUGAAGUUGAAGACGAUGACGAAGACACUGAGGGCGACUUGGAGGCUCUUUAUGAACAGAAGGAAACUAGUAUGGGCGACUUGAGCUCCAAGAGCUCGCAGAUUUCUAACGUUUCGGACAGCAGUGAGGAGUGCAAUAUUAUUCUUACCAGUGCUACGGAAGCUUCAAAGACACGGAGCGUGGACAUCGAGCGAACUGACAGCGGAGUUGGAUCAGAGAGCAGUCAAGCGAGCAGCAGCCGCGGCGUGGUAAGACGUUGGCGAGCCGGAAACACCUCAUCUUCCUCCUCCUCCGGUCCGGGCAGUCUCCUCGCUGGAAUCCCUCAGGUCAUAUCCGGCGAUGCGAAACUCUGCGAGGAUUGCGAGCAACGUCUUGAGCCUCUAAUCACCGACAGUGGUGUCGUUUAUGCGCCAUUCGUUUGCCGGAAGUGCUCGAAGAAGCGUGCCGAGCGUAAAGAAAUAAUAACUGAAAUCGUGGAGACAGAGCAGAAGUACGGAAGGGAUUUGAGAAUUAUUUUAGAAGAGUUUCAUCGACCUAUGCUACGUGCUGGUCUUUUAACGCAAGAACAAUUGUCUGCAAUAUUUCUAAACGUCGAAGAACUACUCGAGCACAAUCUAGUACUCGCGGAGAAGUUGAAAGAUGCCGUUGAACUCAGUCAAGUAUCUGGAGACGAAGAUCUAGUGACAGUGGACGUGGGUAAAAUAUUUCUCGAGUCCGAGCGGAUGCUACACGCGUUCGAGAGCUACUGCACCCGGCAAGGCGGCGCGAGUUGUCUGCUCCAGAACUUGGAGAAAGAAAAAGAACUGCUGAGAAUAUUUCUAAAAGUAUCCCAGAUGGAAAAUGCUGUUCUAAGACGGAUGAAUUUGAAUUCUUUUCUCAUGGUACCUGUUCAGAGGGUUACUAAGUAUCCUUUGUUACUCGCUCGUCUCCUUAAAGCGACGCCGUGUGUUAGAAUAGACGUCCUGGAAGCGAGAAAGAGAUUAGAACAGGCACGAGCCAACAUUGAACUUCACUUAGAGCACAUGAAUGCCGAAGCCAAAGAUGUCACAUCGACAAAACUCUGGCGCAGGAUUUCAAUAAUCCAGAAUGGCAGGAGAUCUAAUGGCGAACACGACAUGGUCAAUAUUAAAUUACGCAAGAUGGCUGUUGAAGUCCUCGAAUGGGCACACGAAGAAGCGCGUUUUGUUUUGGAGGGUCGUCUUCUUGUUGCUCAACCAACCGAUAAUAAUUGGCGACGAGGAAGAACUGUUAAAUUAGCACCUGUCAUUGCUAUGCUUGUUACCAACGGAAAAUCAAAUACGGAAUUCGUUGAUCUUAAUGACGACUCAUUAUUCCCGAGACAAAUUGGUAUCAAAGAAGCAACUCUGCUGCUGGUUAAAGAAAAAAUUGGACGUUAUUCACUUCUACGAGAGCCAUUGUACCUGGAUAAAUGCAUAGUAUGCUGCGAAACAGAUCUUGAAGAUUACUUUGAAAUUCAAGAACUUGCUUCUAAGGAAACUUUUAUAUUUAAAGCUGAAGACGGGGCGAGAACAAAAAGAUGGUGUCGAACACUUCAAGCCCAUGCACAAUCACUAGGUGCCUGGCGUCGACGUCGCGGCGCACUUCCCAACAUCAUGAUUUGCGGAGUCGCAAGAAGUUAAUCCCGCAAUUAUAAAUUUAAAAACUCAUAAAUAAUCGAUUUAUUAAAAUAAGCUCUGAACAAAACUUAUUACUGUAUAACCAAAUAGAUCAAUCGAUCUUUAAGUAUCGAAAUAAUUUCUAAUUGACCUUCAAUUAGACUCUGAUGUAACGUUCGCUCCCUUGUUCAUACAGUUAAUUAAUUAAUUAAUAAUAAUAAUGAUUAUUAUUAUUAAAUAAAUAACGAAGGAUGCGCAAGUGAUCCUCAUAUAUAUUAUUAUUAUUAAUAAUUAUAUCUAUAUAAUUAAUAUAUCAUAGACGUAAGAAUUAUUUAAAGAAAUUCAAUUAACAAUUUUAAAAAGAUUGAGUAGCUGUGAUAUUGAUUGGUGAUUUGGGAUUUUCAAAUUUUAAUAUUUUUUUUUUAAUGAUUAAUUAAUUAAUUAUAAUUUAAUUCAUUUUUUAAAAUGUACCGAGUUUUUAUCGAGUGUGGA